Cladophialophora immunda is the source of this 1176-nucleotide messenger RNA. RefSeq lists its product as uncharacterized. NCBI's taxonomy places the organism in Eukaryota, Fungi, Ascomycota, Eurotiomycetes, Chaetothyriales, Herpotrichiellaceae. The record is from RefSeq and is a predicted model, not a curated record. The transcript has a single exon. The coding region runs from base 1 to 1176 and encodes 391 amino acids.
AUGGCUCGGCUAGGCGGUCGCGAUCUGAUCCCCCUCCCUCCAUCAGGCUUGGUGUACGGCGGCGGCGGCUUCGGCUUUGGUGGCUUCUAUGGCGACGACGACGUUGACGAGGUCUACCCACUGCCACCGAGACGACCCCCAGGCGUGUUGAUUCGCCAGCCAACCAUCCGCCGCACCUCGCGAGACAUCCCCUUGCCCGACUCGUAUCCUUAUCCGCCCACGCCGCUUCCCCAACCGACCCGGUUUCCUGAACCGCCGCGAGGAUUGGCCCAGCAUACGCAGAGCAUGAAAUUCACGCCGUGGAUCCUGAACCUGGCUUCCGAGACGCACAAAUGCGCAGAUCUGAACUUAUUCCGCCUGCCUCGGCGGGUGCCCAGAGAGUCGACUCCCGCCGGUAGUAGCAGUGGUCGCGGCGUGCAGCAAGGCCAACGUCAACAAGACCCGCAGAGGAGGAGGCGCGGCACGGUGGUGCUCCCGAUCCAGCCGGGGCCCAAGCGCCAGAUCGAAUUCGACGUCAGCGUCAUGACCCUGUCGAACGUGCUGUACACGCCGGGGGCAGAGUAUUCGGAGCUGAGCUGGAAGCUGCUCGCGCAGCAAGGAUUCACCAGGCACGUGCUGCACCACGACCAUAUGCACGACGUGACACACGUAUCCUCGCCGCGGCCGCCGCGUCGACCGCCCACAACGGCCGUGGAGAUCGGCUGGCGCGGCAUCCGACGCGUGCAAAUGCCAACUUCACUCUCCAGUCCGAGCUCUCGUCCCCCGCGAAGCCGGUACCCUGACCCGCGCGGACCCGGCCCCAACGACCGCUGCGGCCGGCUGGACAAAGAAUCCAGCGUGAUCCGCCACCGCGGCCUGCCCGGCGUGGACAUCCUGUGGGUCGGGUACGACAAGUUCAUGGACCCGCGCCACGUGCACGUGCACAUGACCGCCGCGGCCAUGGUGGACGUGCGCCUGUGGAGCUGGGGCGUCGAGAUGGGCGUCGUGGGCAAGAGCGCCGGGUUCCGCGGGUGGGUGGACUGGAUUGGGCCGGACGACAACGCCGCGGGCGCGGGCGCGCAAGCAGAUGGGAAUGGCAAUGGCAAUGGAGAAGGGAACGCGGAUAGUGGUGAGGACCUCUUCCGCAAGAUCGUCCAGGGCGGGUUGCGCGCCGGGGAGGACUUGGGUGUCGUGUAG